Solanum tuberosum (potato) is the source of this 885-nucleotide messenger RNA. RefSeq lists its product as uncharacterized. The coding region runs from base 1 to 885 and encodes 294 amino acids. The transcript is spliced from 2 exons. The record is from RefSeq and is a predicted model, not a curated record. NCBI's taxonomy places the organism in Eukaryota, Viridiplantae, Streptophyta, Magnoliopsida, Solanales, Solanaceae.
AUGGCUUCUGUUGCUGUGGCUGUUGAUGUUGUUGCUGAUACAAUGCUCCUUCCUGUUAUGUUGAAUUCUUCAUUUGGUAUCAGAGUCAGCACGAUGAAUGAUCUUCAAGUAGUUGGUGGAAUCAAAAAGCUCAAUAACCAGAAAUACAAUCCAUGGGCAACUUGUAUAAUGUCCUAUAUGCAAGGCCAAGAUCUUUGGGAAGUCGUCACUGAAAGUGAAGUUACCCAACCAGAGGCAGAGGAUGCCAAUGGAACGUUUCGUAAGUGGAAGGUUAAAGCAGGCAAAGCAAUGUUUGCGCUCAAAAUAACAAUCGACGAAGAUGUGUUGGAGCAUGUUCAUGAUGCUAAAACGCCUAAAGAAGCGUGGGACACAUUUGUUGCACUUUUAUCAAAGAAGAAUGAUUCAAGGCUACAACUUUUGGAGAGCGAGUUAUUAUCAACAGAGCAACUUAAUAUGACAAUUGCCCAGUACUUUCACAAAAUCAAAAGGAUAUGCCGUGAAAUUUUAGAUUUGGAUUCAACAACUCCAAUUGGGGAAACCAGGGUAAAAAGAAUUAUUAUCCAUGGUUUGAGAUCUGAAUAUAGAGGUUUUGUUGCUGGUAUAGAGGGAUGUCCAAAUCAGCCAUCACUUGUUGAGUUUGAAAAUUUACUUGCUAGCCAAGAAGCCAUGGCGAAGAAAAUGGCAGGACCCUCGAUUAAGAAUGAGGAAGAAGCCCUUUACACCAACAAAAGAAGGAACAUCAAACAAGCUACUGGUGGGUUUAAAAAGAAACAUUUUCAGGGAGAUGAAAAUUUUUGCUCAAGAGGAGUAUCGAAGAAUGAAAAGAACGAUAGAAAAUUCGAAGGGAAGUGUUACAAUUGUGGGAAGAAGGGUGAUAUACCGUGA